This is a messenger RNA of Prosopis cineraria, 1852 nucleotides long. RefSeq names its product protein DETOXIFICATION 40-like. The record is from RefSeq and is a predicted model, not a curated record. Gene Ontology annotation, molecular function: antiporter activity; xenobiotic transmembrane transporter activity. Gene Ontology annotation, biological process: xenobiotic detoxification by transmembrane export across the plasma membrane. The coding region runs from base 99 to 1634 and encodes 511 amino acids. Lineage: Eukaryota; Viridiplantae; Streptophyta; Magnoliopsida; Fabales; Fabaceae. The transcript has 7 exons. Gene Ontology annotation, cellular component: membrane.
UGGAAAAAGACAAAUCGCUGGCAUAAAUUCCAGUCUCAUCAUAAAGAGGAGUAAAUUCUACUCACAGCUUCAGAAUCAAUCCAUCGAGUCAGGGCAUCAUGUCUUCUUCAUCAAUAAAGAGCGAAGCAGAGGAACCCCUUCUGACGGAGCCCAAGGAGGCAGCAGAAGGGCCGUCGCCGGUGAGUUCAGAGCUCGAAGACAUGCUGACAAACACCAACCUCCCUUACUGGCGGCGCGUCCGAUCCGCCACUUGGAUCGAGCUGAAGAUACUGUACCGCCUCGCCGGCCCCGCCGUGGUUGUCUACUUGCUCAACAACGUCACCUCCAUGUCCACACAAAUCUUCUGCGGCCAUCUUGGUAACCUUGAGCUCGCCGCCGCCAACCUCGGCAACUCUGGUAUUCAAGUCUUCGCUUACGGCGUCAUGCUUGGGAUGGGGAGUGCAGUGGAGACACUAUGUGGUCAAGCUUACGGGGCUCACAAGUAUGAAAUGCUGGGCACAUACAUGCAGAGAUCCACAAUUCUUCUAAUGGCAACUGGGAUUCCACUCACACUCAUUUACGUAUUCUCCAAACAAAUAUUACUCCUCCUGGGUGAGUCCACCGUUAUAGCCACCGAAGCCGCACUGUUCGUGUACGGUCUGAUCCCCCAGAUCUACGCCUACGCCGCCAACUUCCCCAUACAGAAGUUCCUUCAAGCUCAGAGCAUAGUGGCUCCGAGCGCUUACAUCUCGGCGGCGACGUUCGCGGCUCACCUGCUUCUGACGUGGAUCGUGGUGUUCAAGUUGGGCGGCGGGCUGCUGGGGGCGUCGCUGGUGCUGAGCUUUUCAUGGUGGGUGGUGGUGGCGGCUCAGUUUGUGUACGUGGUGGUGAGCAAGAAGUGUGAGAGGACAUGGAGGGGAUUUAAGUGGGAGGCAUUUACUGGACUUUGGGGUUUUCUUAAGCUCUCUGUGGCUUCUGCUGUUAUGCUGAGCUUGGAAACUUGGUAUUAUCAGAUCCUUGUUUUGAUUGCUGGACUUCUCAAGAAUCCUGAGAUCACACUCGACUCUCUCUCCGUUUGCACGACGAUAUCAGGGUGGGUGUUCAUGAUUGCAGUAGGAUUCAAUGCAGCUGCAAGUGUAAGGGUGGGGAACGAGCUUGGAGCAGGACAUCCUAAAGCAGCAGCAUUCUCAGUAGUGAUAGUGACAAUGGUGUCUCUGGCCAUAGCUGUAUUGUUUGCCAUCCUCGUGCUUGUGUUCCGUCAUGUGAUAAGCUACAUCUUCACAAGUGGGACCACCGUUGCUAAUGCUGUCUCGGAACUUGCUCCUUUCUUAGCUGUCUCUAUCAUCCUUAAUGGCAUCCAACCUGUCCUCUCUGGAGUAGCAGUCGGAUGUGGAUGGCAAGCUUUUGUCGCUUACGUUAAUGUCGGAUGCUAUUAUAUCAUUGGAAUUCCUUUAGGGGCCCUUCUUGGAUUCAAGUUUAAUCUUGGUGCUAAGGGAAUAUGGUCAGGAAUGAUAGGAGGAACUUUCAUCCAGACGAUGAUCCUGAUCUGGGUCACUUGCCGAACUGACUGGGUCAAAGAGGUUGAAAAGUCAAAGAAUCGAUUAAUUGCUUGGGAAGACAAGAAGGAGGAGGAUAAGCCCACUUCAGAUGAUUGAAUUGGCUCAACAUUAUAUGAGAGGGCAUGAUCAAUCUGUUGGAGCUGUGCUAUUAUCAUUUAAUUUACCAGAACACUACUAUUCUUCAUAAUUUUUUUAAUUUUCUUAAACUUCCUCUGAGCAUUUGAUAGUUAAUCUUCACUCUGCCAUUUUAAUAUGGGAUGUAAAAAAAUUAUAUUACAAAAUUUCACAAUAUUCAAGUUUACUUUCAAUCGAAA